AUGUCCGAUUCCAGAUACGAUUAUGAUGAGAAUUCAGAGACGUGGCCAUACUUUGUACUUACGGGUAUAUUAGUUCCCCUUGUUCCUGUCACUUUCUCAUUGAUCUCAAGUCAUCUCGGCAAAGGCCAGGUUAAGGACGAUGGAUUCGAGCAAGUCAGUUGGUGCGAACCUUAUGAUUCGAAGCAACUGAACCAAUUUCGUUCCAAACAAAAGAGAAGCUCUUUAUUUACAGGGAAGUUCUUUUUAGUAGUGCUGGGAUGGUUCCUUGUGGGUUUGUUGGCAUUCAAGAUAGGCCAGAUCGACAUUGUAGUUUCGGAAACAAACUUCGAUCCUUGGAAAAUAUUAGAAAUCGACGAGACAGCCAACGUCCGUGAUAUUAGAACUGCAUAUAGGAAGCUUUCACUCAAGUUUCACCCGGAUAAAGUGGAUACUUCAAACAUGACUCGUCCAGAAAUCGAUGCCUAUGGUAAUCCUGAUGGUCCUGGUGACAUUAAGCACGGAAUUGCGCUACCUAAGUUCUUGGUGGAUGGUCCUACUUCGCCUCUAUUUGUGGUGGUGUACAUAUUGCUUAUUGCCGUGAUUUUGCCUCUAUGUGUCAGUAAAUGGUGGAGUGGUGUUAAAUCGCACACUAGAAGAGGAAUUUACACCGAUACUGCUUCUCAUUUCUUGACGUUGAUGUUGAAUUUCAAUCCGGCAGAACUCGUUCAGGUGAAAACUGUACUCAAAGAUGUUGCCAGUUCGAGGGAGUAUUUAGACAUCGACCCUAAAUUGAACCAAGACAAGGUUUUGGAGUUACUACUGGACCAUAUCAACAGAAAAUUACUCUCACCUAAAGAAGAGACUCUCAAAUUGUCUGUUGUGGCCAUUACUCCAAAGCUUUUACUUGGAUUCCUUGACAUUGCCGCUGCCUUUCGUAAUACCGAUGUAUGCAAUGUCAUCGUCGAAGCCCAUCGUUGCAUUAUUCAGGCGUUGAACAUUGAAGACGAUGUUGAUAAUUACAAGUAUAGACAGAUUCUUCAGUUGCCAUCCAUUGAGUUGGAUAACAUUGACAAGAAACAAAAGAUAUACACCUUGGGUAAACUUCUUAAAAAGCCCACAGACGACCCUGCCAAGUUUUUGGGAGUUGAUUCUGAGAGUACUACUAAGAAAGUCCUUGACUAUGCAAAACAUAUCCCUCUCAUAGAACCUUUGGAUUGCCAAUUUAAAGUUCCCGGAGAAAACUACAUUCCACCUAACUCGCAUGUUAAUAUUGAUCUUCGGUUCAUAGUGAAGUCUCCUGCCCAUAAAUCCAAACCUGCCAGAGAAAACUUGUCACCGGAGGUAAUUGACACUCAGUUGAAGGAGCCAGAUAUUCUGGAAAACUUGAGAAACCCAUUAAAAGUAGUUGAACUGCAACCUUUACUUAGCCUGAAAAGUGCCCCCAUGUUCUUCCCGGACAUAGAUUAUGUGAAGGAUCAUUGUGGCUGGGCUGCAUUUAUUUUAGUUCAGAAGGACGGAAGACUCGGAGAAGCUCCUGUCUUUCUUUCCAGGGCUGACCUUUCCAACAUGAAUCUUACACAAGAACAAUUCCUCAAGUCUGAUGCUAAAGUGUCUGUUUUCAAAUUAAUGCUGACCGCACCUGCGCCUCCCCAAGAGGGCAGCUUCCAAUUCAGACUUGUUCUCAAAAACUUGGUGUACUUUGGAAGCGAUAUAGAAAUUCCCUUAACGAUGAACGUGGAAAACAAGCCUGAGUUUGUUGGUAAAGAUGUAUAUAAAAUUGAGGAGCCGGAUGAGGAUUCGUUGGCCGGUGCUAUGGCCCAACUUAGGGGAGAAAAGGUGAAGAAAAGCAAAGAAUAUAGUAGUGAUGAAGAAAGCGAUAGCGAAGACCAGGACGACGACAAUGACAGUGAUAGCGAAGACGACGACGAUGACGAUGAUGACGACGAUGAAGAUGGCGAUUGGACAGAUAUCAACACAGAUACUGAAACCGAAGAAGAUUAA
This is a messenger RNA of Brettanomyces nanus, 1980 nucleotides long. RefSeq lists its product as uncharacterized. The coding region runs from base 1 to 1980 and encodes 659 amino acids. The transcript has 2 exons. Gene Ontology annotation, biological process: post-translational protein targeting to endoplasmic reticulum membrane; SRP-dependent cotranslational protein targeting to membrane. Gene Ontology annotation, cellular component: Sec62/Sec63 complex. Lineage: Eukaryota; Fungi; Ascomycota; Pichiomycetes; Pichiales; Pichiaceae. Gene Ontology annotation, molecular function: transmembrane protein transporter activity; RNA binding. The record is from RefSeq and is a predicted model, not a curated record.